This is a messenger RNA of Naumovozyma castellii, 2382 nucleotides long. It is a transcript of the gene YAK1, whose product is annotated as serine/threonine protein kinase YAK1. Lineage: Eukaryota; Fungi; Ascomycota; Saccharomycetes; Saccharomycetales; Saccharomycetaceae. Bases 1 to 2382 code for a protein of 793 amino acids. The transcript has a single exon. The record is from RefSeq and is a predicted model, not a curated record.
AUGACAACCCCUAAUGACUUUGCAUCACCGAAGGAAAUGUCUCCAAGACAUGCGAAUAGCUCAGAAAGUUUGCAUAAUAACCACCAACUUCAACAAGGUGCUGCUGAUCAAGCAAACAAUAAUAAUAAUAUAUGGAAAUCCACUUUUAUGAACCAACAACAGCAACAACAACAGCAGCAGAACAGCUUUGCAUUUACUAACCCCUGGAGUAGUAACAAUGCAGAUUCAACACUAUCCCCCCCGCAGCAACAACAACAAAGUUAUAACAUGGACAUGGACGAAGAUAUGCUCGAGUCCUUCAAGAGAAGAAAAUCAAGUUUGGUAAUACCUCCAUCCAGAGCACCUGCACCAAAUCCGUUCCAAUAUGAUCAAUAUAAUCAAUAUGGACCCCCACAAUCUCAACAACAGGUUCCCUCUCAACAACAAGAAAUAAACUAUUCUCAUCAGCAACAACAACAAUUAUAUAAUGCUCAUCAGUAUGGUGCUAGGUUGGGACCCUCCAUGUACCAGGAUUUCCAAAGAAGACAGAGCAUGGCUGCUUCUCAUCUUUACCCUAAUGGAAAUGGUAAUAAUAUAACCAAUUACAGUACAAGGACUAUCAAUAAGAAUUCAUCUAUUACACCAAAUACUGCAAACCCAAGUAUGAUGGCUGGUCCAAGUUACAUACCGGGAGGUCUUUCUAAUGAUAAUUCAAUGGUAUCACCAUUCAGAAGAUUGAGUGCCUAUCCAACAACAAAUAUUCAUACACCAGCAACGGCUAACUUACAACCUCCAUAUAAGCAACUCCGAAGAACUGGUGAAGAGCAACAACAGCAACAGCAACCAAAACCAUUAAUUAUACCAUCAAUGAAAGUUUGUAAGAAUAGAAAUGAUUUGAAUCCAAUAACGAAUCCAACACCUAAAUUUAGGCGUGCAUCACUAAAUUCCAAAACCAUCUCACCAUUGUUGGCAUUAACAAAGAAUUUAAUCACUACUUACCAACUAUGCUCUCCUGAUUUUACAUACAAACCUUCCAAAAAUCCUAAACGUGUACUGACGAAGCCAUCUGAGGGGAAAUUUAAUAAUGGAUUCGAUAAUGUUAACAGUGAUUAUAUCCUUUACGUUAAUGAUGUCCUGGGUUCAGAACAAAAUAGAAAAUAUUUGGUCCUAGAUAUUUUGGGUCAGGGAACGUUUGGACAAGUAGUUAAAUGUCAAAAUUUAACAACUAAGGAAAUCCUUGCUGUUAAAGUGAUUAAAUCACGGUCUGAAUACCUAAAUCAAAGUAUUACGGAAGCUAAAAUAUUGGAAUUGAUCAAUAAUAAGAUUGACCCGGAAAAUAAGCAUCAUUUUUUAAGAAUGUACGAUUCCUUCAUUCAUAAGAAUCAUCUUUGCUUGGUAUUUGAAUUACUAAGUAAUAACUUGUAUGAAUUAUUGAAGCAAAACCAAUUUCAUGGACUUUCCAUUCAAUUAAUUAGAAUAUUCACAAAGCAAAUGUUGGAAUCGUUAUGCGUUUUGAAAGAUAGUAAAUUGAUCCAUUGUGAUUUAAAACCAGAAAAUAUAUUACUUUGUUCACCAGAUAAACCUGCAUUAAAGAUUAUUGAUUUCGGUUCAUCAUGUGAGGAAACACGAACAGUUUAUACGUAUAUUCAAUCAAGAUUUUACCGUGCUCCAGAAAUCAUAUUGGGGAUUCCGUAUUCUACUAGUAUUGAUAUGUGGUCGUUAGGUUGUAUCGUCGCUGAAUUAUUCUUGGGGAUCCCUAUUUUCCCAGGGUCGUCUGAAUAUAACCAAUUGACUAGAAUUGUCGAUACCUUGGGGUAUCCACCAAAUUGGAUGAUCGAUAUGGGUAAAAACUCCGGUAAAUUCUUGAAAAGAGUUAUUGAUGAGGAUGAUGAAGAUGAUGAAGAAGGAACUACCAAGGUGACGAAGAAAUUUGAAUUGAAAACUUUAGAAGAAUUUAAUAUGGAUUUUCCCGACGCAAAGGAGGAACCAGGGAAAAAAUAUUUCAAAUGGAAUAAGUUACAUGACAUAAUUAAGAAUUAUAGGAUUUCCAAGAGCAUUCAAAAUAACCCUAGAGCAGUGGAGCAAGAAAUGGCAAAUAGAGAAUGUCUGAAUCAUUUCCUUGAAGGAAUAUUGAAUAUUAACCCACUGGCCAGGUGGACACCACAACAAGCAUCAAUGCAUCCAUUCGUCACACAACAACCAUUUACUGGUGAAUGGUAUCCUCCUGGGUCAAGCGUCAAUAUGAUACAUCGUCAAAAUACUACUAAUAAGCAAGAGAGGAAAAAUGAUGGUGUUUUGGAGAAUAAUUUUGAUGCAAAGUUGACAGUACCUUCGAAGAAUGGGGAGCCCGUAGCGAGGAAUAAAAGCACGUCAAACGAGUUUAAUAAACUAAGCAUUGAAUAA